Molecule: messenger RNA, 7754 nt
Organism: Scleropages formosus (Asian bonytongue)
Lineage: Eukaryota; Metazoa; Chordata; Actinopteri; Osteoglossiformes; Osteoglossidae
Gene: edc4
Product: enhancer of mRNA decapping 4
Exons: 29
Coding region: 242-4405 (1387 amino acids)
Biological process (GO): deadenylation-independent decapping of nuclear-transcribed mRNA
Cellular component (GO): P-body
Molecular function (GO): protein binding
Source: RefSeq, a predicted model, not a curated record
CUGUAAAAGAAAAAGGUUCUUUGUUAGUAUUAUCGAUUCGAGCCGCCCGUAAUUAAUCCCGGACUGGAACGCAAGUGAGACGCUCGUGUUCUCCCAGCGGCCGGGGAUGCAUUUGCUGUGAGCACCGGCCGGGCGGAAGUAGCUGAGACUGAGGGCUCGCGACUGCCGUACACAGUGUGUGAGCGCUCCGUCUCCUGUCCUUUCUCGCUCCUGGGCUCUUCCCCUCCUCCCCUCCCACCUCAUGGCUGCACACGCCGACAUUGAUAUCGAGGACGCGACGCAGCGCCUUCGGGACAUCCUGAAGCUGGACCGCGGCGGGAGCGGCGCCGACGGCGCCUCGGCGGAAAGGCAGAAGGCCCCCUUCAACGGCGACCUGAAUGGGCUGUUCGGAGCAGAUGCCCCGUCCGGGGGGGAGAGAGCCGCCCCGGCUGACUCGACCGCCCGUGGCGUGGACGUCGGCGCCCGGGAUCGACAGAUCAUCUGCCUCACUGGAGAUGACAGCUCCACCAGCAUUGCCAUCUUCGGCAGCAAUGUCGAGAUUGUUGCCAGUCACGACUCCAGCAUCAAUAGCAAGGCCCGGGGCAGCAACAGGGUUAAAAUCCAGCCUGUGGCAAAAUAUGACUGGGAGCACAAAUAUUACCAUGGCAAUCUCAUCGCCGUCUCGAACCUCCACCUGGCGUACACCAUCAGGGGUGCCAAUAGCUAUGCCAUGAUCCGGGUGCUGAGCCUGGGCACAGCAGAGCGUACUCUGCUGAAGGGCUUCACAGGUGCGGUCACCGACCUAGCCUUCGCCCACCUCGACUCCAACCAGCUGGCCUGUCUGGACGAGGCUGGAAACCUGUUUGUAUGGCUGCUCACCAGCCAUGGUGGCAAAAUCCAAGAUGAGAUUGUCGUUUACAUCCAGAGGCCUGCCGACACACCACUGAACCUCAACCGGAGGCUCAUCUGGUGCCCCUUCAUCCCUGAGGACAACGAGGAGAACCCCGAGGAUGCCUGCCAAACCCUGGCCCUGCUUCAUGAGGACCGGGCGGAAGUGUGGGAUCUUGACAUCCUUAUAGCCAACAACAGCUCGUGGCCAGCAGACGCCACUGAUCUGAAUGAUGGAUUUGUCACGGUCAGGGGACACCAGGCGCCAAUUAGCGAAGGCGCCUUGUCUCCGGAUGGGGCCGUCCUUGCUACAGCCAGCCAUGAUGGAUACGUCAAAUUCUGGCAGAUUUACAUUGAAGGGCAGGAUCACCCCAGGUGCCUGCAUGAGUGGAAACCCCACAGUGGGAGGCCGCUGUCAUGCUUGCUCUUCUGUGACAACCACAAGAAGCAGGACCCUGAUGUGCCAUUCUGGCGUUUCCUUAUCACGGGAGCGGAUCAGAACCGGGAGCUUAAGAUGUGGUGUACGGUGUCCUGGAGUUGCCUGCAGACAGUCAGGUUCUCUCCAGACCACUUUAGCCCCUCUGUAAUGCCCACUCUGAAGGCCAGUUUGGACCUAUCAGCAGAAUUCUUGAUUCUCAGUGACGUGCAGAGGAAGGUCCUAUAUGUGAUGGAGCUGGUGCAGGACCAGGAGAAGGGCAUGGCAGCCUUCACGGCCAUUUCAGAGUUCCUCCUCACGCACCCUGUCCUUAGCUUCGGCAUCCAGGACGUGAGUCGUGGCCGCAUGCGUCACACCGAAGUCCUUCCUCCUGACGAGGAGAGCGAGAGCACGACAAACGAGGGAAGUCAUGGAGCCCUGGAGGCAAAAGCUGAUCAAACCAUACAGAUCAAACUGUACUGCAUCCACACCAAGUCUCUCCAGGACGUACAGGUCUGCUUCCAGCCUUAUCUUGGUACUGCCGAUGUCACACCUCACGACAACUCGCAAGCCAGCUAUGGUUACGUGGAUCACCUUGCAGAGACAGGCAUCGAAGGUUUGUGUUCUGACAAGGGGUCCCACUUCGAUUCCCAGAAUGACCUGCAGAGAAUCCCCUCCCUGCCAACUUCUGUUGACUUCCUGUCUCCUGUUGAUGAUGCCAAACCGAAACUCAUGACCCCUGAUGCCUUCAUGACACCAACUGCUUCGAUACCAGCCUCCCCAGGUGGUGGUUCUAACAGCCUGACCCCAGCAACCCCUAUGAGCCGCACUCCUGGCAGCUCCAGUGGCAGGCCUGUAGAGGAUCCCAUUCAGAGCCCCAAGAUGUCGCUGGAGAGUGGCAGCCUUUCUCUGAGCAGUAUGGCCUGCAGUAGUGCUGGACUACCCCCCAGCUCCUGCUCCAACAUCAUCCUCAUCCCAGGCCUGGGUGACCAGCUGCCCAGCAACAACAUCCAGGUAAUCCCAUCCCCCAAACCACCGCUCUCGCUGGACCUGCAGGCCAUGGAGCCACUUUUGGUUCUGCAGGCAUCCCCGACUAGGGAGCGUUCCCCGGAUGUUAUCUCUUCCGCCUCAACAGUGCUGCCUCAGGACAUCCCCGAGAUUGCGUCAGAGACAUUACCACGGGACCCGACUCUUCAUGCCGAUUGCAUGGUAUCUGCUGCUUCUGCGCUGCACAUGCUCUCCCCACGGACCCCAAGGGGCUCGGAGCACAGCGCAGGGACAGGAGUAGGAGGACUUGAGGGAGAACGAAUUGGCUCCACCCCCUCGCUCUUGGAGGCUGCCUUGUCACAGGAGAACACAGGUGUCUGCUCGGAGAGCAGCUCAAGCCAACCAUGGCCUGCAGCCCCAGACAUAACACGCGAGACGCGCGGCAGCCUGCGAGACAACAACCUGUCAGACUGUUCCCACAAGGAGAUGAAAGAGAAACACAAAGCUUCUCUGUAUCACAGACACUCGUACAGCCUCACCCAGAAUGACAGCCAGGAUGCAAGUGCUGAGCAAAGUGACCAUGAUGAUGAGGUUACAAGCCUGGCUUCAUCCUCAGUGAACUGUGCCUCCAAAUCAUCUCGCAGACUACAGGUGAAAGACUGGAAGGUUUCACCAAGAAGUUCGCCAAAGCUCAAGAGAAAGAGUAAAAAAGAUGAUGGAGAUUAUUCACAGUACAGACAAAUUGAUCAGAAGUUUGCACAACUGGACUCAGACUUGCAGGAAGAGCUGAUCCUCCUGCUGCGCGGCCAGCAGCAGGACAUUGCAGAGCUGCGGCAGAGUCAACUAGAGGUGCUGCAGAGGUUCGUGGCCCACCUGGACACCAUGCAGCGCUCCAUUGUGGACCAUGUGGAGCAUGUAAUGGCGGCCCAGCAGGAACGGGACCAGCAGAGGAUGCAGCACAUGGUGUCGGCAGAGCAGGACCACAGCCGACAGCUGCAGGAGCAACUCUCACAACAGCUGGCACACAGCCUAACAACAAGUGUCUCUAAUCGCCUGGACAAGCUGUUCCGGGAUGAGCUGAGGAAGACCCUCCCCCAGACAAUCUCCAGGAGCCUGGAACCUCUCACCGGGCAGCUCAGCAGUACAAUCGGAGCCAAGCUGACAGCUGUGGAGGGAAUGCUCAAGGAGAAUGUCAUAAAAGUCGUCAAGUCAAAGAACACCAUGGACACCAUUGGCAGGGCAGCGGCAGAGGCCAUCCAGGGCCCCAUCCAUGCAGCCUACAAGGACACCUUCCAGGGUGUGGUGUUGCCAACAUUUGAGAAGGGCUGCCAGUCCAUGUUCCUGCAGAUAAAUGACAGCUUCAGGCAGGGCACAAAUGAAUACAUUCAGCAGCUGGAGAGUCACACAAAGAGCAGGAAACAGCGGGAGCAGGAGCCCCGGAAUCACCUAAUUGGCCAGCUGCAGACCCUCAUUGACACCCUACAGACCUCCAUUGACCAGCUGGCUGCCAGCAUCACAAGCAGUGUGCGCUCUGAGGUCCAGCACCAGCUACACAUGGUCGUGGGAAACCUGCAGGACUCAAUCCUGGCACAAGUCCAACAGGCUGUCAAAGGCGAGGUCACCAUGGCCAUGAAGGAGCAGCAGGCUGCAGUCACCUCCAGCAUCAUGCAGGCCAUGCGCUCAGCCGCUGGCACGCCCAUCCCCUCAGCCCACCUGGACUACCAGGUGCAACAGACCAGCAUACUGCAACUGCUGCAGCAAGGACACAUCAAUCAAGCUUUUCAGCAGGCCCUGUCAGCGGCCGAUCUGAACCUUGUCCUGUAUGUCUGUGAGACGGUGGACUCCCAGCAGGUAUUCGGGCAGCAGCCCUGCCCCCUGAUUCAACCUGUGCUGCUGUCGCUCAUCCAGCAGCUUUCCACCAACUUAACCACCCGCUCCGAACUAAAGAUCAGUUACCUGGAGGAUGCCCUGAUGAACCUGGACCAUACCAACCCUGUAACGCAGGACCACAUGAGCUCAGUACUGAGCCAGCUAAGGCAGAAGCUCUUCCAGUUCCUGCAGCUGGACCCACAUGGGCGACUCCACAAGCGAGCACGACGCCUGCUGCUAAUGCUUCAGGGCCUGGUCAGCCGCUAGGACCCUCACCAGUUCUGCUUUCUGGGCCCCCCCCCCCGGAGGUUCUGCUUGCACUGUGGGCUGGUGCUGUGAUUAUUUAUUCUUCUUGCCUUUUGGUUUUACUCCAUUCCUGACAUAUUUUGGCUGUCUGCAGUCUUAUUUGGCCCUUUUUUCUCCCUUUUUUUUUUUUUUUUUUUUUUUUUUUUGGUUCUUAUUUUGACAUGAAGAAAUCCACUAAUUUUACUGUAACUACAGGUGGAAGAUUUCCACCCCCAUUUUUUCCUUGAGAAAAAAAAUCAGUCCUUGUCUGUCUGGGAGGAAGUUAAAACAUGGUAUUUACCGCUUUCAUUUCCUUCAUUAUCUCAAAAGUAAUGAAAGUAUAAAAACACUAGGAUUAAUCAGGAGCAGAAAAUAUUUCCUUUUUCGGGAAGUGUCUUUCACAUGCUUGUUGCCUCUGUAUGGACUUCAGAAAUGACCUCCUGUUUAGGUUGAACGAAAGCUGAAGUCUCCUGGAUUGCUUCUUUGCAAUAGGUGGAAAACAUAUGUUCUGCUUAGCAAAGCUUUUCUUUCCAGUACAUGUGCAGUCACCUCCAUUUCUUCCAUAAUACCUUUGUAUCUUUCCUUAAUAUUGAAUCAAAGACUUCAAGUGCUUGGACUUUUUCUUGGGUUCUACAAAUUUCUAAGUGUUUAUGUAGGUUUCUGUCUACUUAGGAAAGCAAAAGCACUAUGUUUUUAGAAGUCAGGUCAGUUUAUAAUUUACACUAAAAUUGACAUAGUGGUUUUUUAUGUUGUUACACUUUGUGGGUUGGCUGUCAGAUGAGGCCCAGAUAGCAGCAAUAAGCUUGGUGAGAAAAGUUUGUAUAUUCUGGUGAUUAAUGUAACUUGACCCUCCCUCAUUUUUUGGUGUAAACAGUUUCUUAUAUAAAUGUAACAGAAUGAUGACUAUCAUUUCACAAAAUAAAAGCUCACACAUUAAGUGUGACGGUUAAUGCACUACAAAUAUUUAUGCAAUGCUGCAUAUUCUGAGACUGCAGUACGAUUUCUUGUCCCAAGAGGGCAGUCCUGGGGUGACUAAUGCUCAGUAUUGUUUAUAUCAAAGAUAACCAAAAAUCUUCCUUUACUCAAAGAAUAUAUGUAAUUGUUACGCAGUUUAACACGCAAUUGGCCAAAAGCUGUAUGUUUUGUAAAUAUACAGAGUUAAUAUUUAGCAAGUGUUUCUUUGAUUUCAUAUGAAGGUUCUCUUUGUUCAAAAGUGGUCAUCUGUGCUUAGCUGUUAAAAGGGUAAAGCUUGAAGCUUAACUUUAUUUUCUGAUGAAAUUUAAGCCUUUGAAUGUGCAUUUACAGCAAUGCCUGAAGUUGUUUUUGGGGCCCUUACACUGCAAUGAAGGUAUCAUUUUUUUGAGUGGCAAGUAAGAGUUGGUCAUUAUACUAUACUGUAUAUACUUUGGGUCAGGGGUGUUGAAUCAAAUCCCAGGAGGGCCGCCUAUUCUUUUUCUUGUUCGUCUCAGAACUCUGUCAAUUAAGAUAAUUACGAUAGAAUUUGACACUCACAUGCUUUUUGCAAUUAUGAAAAGCUCACUGGUUUUUUUUUUUCCUGUUGUUUGAUUUCCCCAGACAAAAGCCAGAUAAUCUUAUUUGUCAUCCAGUCUAACUUUAAUUGAUCAUUACGGCAUUUGCAGGGCAUGAUCUGAGAACCUUCCUCUGGUUGUAUUGGGACAGCUUCCUUCCAAAGUGCAGGAAUUCUGUUUGUGCCUUAGGAACUUACACUUCCAUUUCUCUUAAAGAUUGUACAUUUGGCCUAAAAUAUAUAGUGGUCCAUGUGACACUUUUGGUAUGGAAUAUAAAUUCAUUGUGUAUGAUCUCCUUUUCAGUCACCAUUAUGGAGACUUUUUUUUCAAAAUGUCAGUUCUUUACUGAACACCUGUAUAAAGUGGUGAUGGUCAGUUCAAGCCCUGUAGAGCCCUUCACUGUAUGUGUGUGGUGCAGUAAGUCUGGCUGGGUGUAAAACUGUGAUUUGCUCAGUACUGCAGACACGGUCGAUAUUGAAGCUCCAUCCAUUGUACAGUUCACUGCACGUUCUGCACCUUCUGUGGGCAGGAUGCAAAACGAGUGUUUGCAGGCAGCAGGAGAACAUUACUCAUUUUCUAUACCUUUGGACUGGUUGAAUUUGAUUCUCAGGAAAAUGGGAAGUGUAUGGAAUGAAACUGGUCUGUCUUGGGCUUAAAAUUAUUUGAAAUUAACUUUUAGGAUUUUCAAUCAUUACGGUUUAGGUUUCCUUUUAUAUUACUCAUUAUUUGCACAAAUUACAUAAUCUGCAAAUGUCAACUUAAAGAUUCUGGCCAUAUUGACAGUGGUGUGGAAUACUACAUAUUACUGUACUGGAGUCACAGGAAGAAAACGGUGUUAACCAGACUUCUGUGUUUCCUUGUUUCUUUUCCUUGUUGUUUAAUUAUUCACCUAUUGUAGGAGUUUUGGUAAUUGUGGCACACAACCAAAAGGAGCUGUAAAUGGUCUGGCUUGUCAUGAGCACAGCAUUGCCAUCAACUGCAUGUCACGCUCUGCAGAAGCUUUGGGACAUUGUGCCCAGUCAGUAUCCUGUGUGUCCCUGGACCAUAAAGAGACACUUUUGAACAGCAGAGACGACAAAGAAUGACAAACCUCUUUAAAAUGCGUAGUUCUGUAAAGGGCCGCCACCCUUUGUGAAUUCCUGUGGUAAAAUGCCAGGUUUUUCCCCAUUGCUUCAGUGGCGCAUGCUCAAAUUUUAUCCGUCAUUUCAGUUCCUUCUGUUCAAAUGUGAUGGUAUGAAAGCUUGCCCAUGCUUCUGUUUUCCUUUUCAGUUCUGUUUAAUGCUAACCAAAUAUAUUUUAAUGUUGUUUCCAGGUUAUGUUAAAGAGCUAGUGCCAAGAGUCUGGUUUUUUGGCAUGCAUAAUAUAUACCCUGUAGAACAAAGAGGUAAAAUUGGCAGAAAUGAAACAAUGUUGCAUUCCUGUCUUCUGUAACUACAAGGUAAACACGAAAUGUCCCUGGUUCGUCCCUUCUCGUCCCUCGGGAUCGUGGCUUUGGUUUGGCUGGAAUGGUUGCUGGUACCUAUAAUCCUGAAGCCUUUGCUCAUCUUCAGGUAGUUCAGUGCUAUUGAAAGGUAGGAUAUUUCACAGUUUCUAGUAUUCGCAUUUAGUCAGGUUUGAAUUUAAUCAGGGUUAAGCAAAACAACAUGGACAUACAUGAAUGUUGGAAUGUGGCUUGCACAUAUGGUAUAUUUUUUAAAUAUAAAUAAUAUAUUUUUCCUGUAAUUAUAGUGAGGUUUGUGUGGUUUUUUCUAGUUCGUGAUAUUUUAUUGAUUGUGUUUAGGCUGUUACUGUAUAUGUUUUGC